AUGAAGCCCUUCUCUCUAAUCAAGGCUACUACCGUCGUCCUGAGCCUUACCGUUCGCCAAGCAUCCGCCAGUCGGAUCGAAUACGCUGUGUGCCAGGCAGGCUGCGCUUCGCUCGUGAUGGCAUGCUACACUGCAGCCGGUUUUGUGUGGGGGACUGUAGGUAGGGAUACAGCAUCACAGGCUAUUCUUUUCUGUAAUGCUGCUUUUGGGAAGUGUUCGGCUGCGUGUGCGGAGGCGACGUUGUAA
Bipolaris victoriae FI3 is the source of this 246-nucleotide messenger RNA. RefSeq lists its product as hypothetical. Bases 1 to 246 code for a protein of 81 amino acids. The record is from RefSeq and is a predicted model, not a curated record. The transcript has a single exon. Lineage: Eukaryota; Fungi; Ascomycota; Dothideomycetes; Pleosporales; Pleosporaceae.